UAAUCAUAAUCAUCAUCGAAUACCCAAAUUCCUCUUCCAUUUAUUGAAGACCCAUCUCCCCAAUCGUCACAGACAUCUGCCAUAAUCGCUAAUUAUCUUGUAACACGAAACCGUACUCCCAGUUGAUGUUCUAAAUACUGUAACCCACUAUGUUUUGAUCCAACCAAAUCGGCUACAAGAUCUCCAUUAUCGGCUUCAAGAUCCGUCACUCAUGGCAACUAAAGGAAAUCCAGGAGACAAUAGAACCAGGAGGUCCUUUUCAAUAUUUAUAGUAGUUGGUUUAUGUUGCUUCUUCUAUCUACUGGGUGCGUGGCAAAAGAGUGGGUUUGGUAAGGGAGACAGCAUAGCUCAAGAGGUAACAAAAAGCGCUGAUUGUAGUGUUCUUUCCAAUCUAAAUGUUGAGACCCAUCAUGGUGAUGGCAUGAAGAGAACCAAUGAUCUACAACUAGAAAACAAGGUUUUCCAGCCAUGUGCUGACCGGUUCAUUGAUUACACACCCUGCCAUGAUCAAAUGCGUGCAAUGACUUUCCCUCGAGAAAACAUGAACUACAGGGAGAGACAUUGUCCUCCUGAGAACGAGAAGCUGCAUUGUCUUAUUCCGGCCCCCAAAGGGUACGUGACUCCAUUUCCAUGGCCCAAGAGCCGUGAUUUUGUACCUUUUGCCAAUGCACCCUACAAGAGCUUGACAGUCGAAAAGGCGAUACAGAAUUGGAUCCAAUAUGAAGGCAAUGUUUUUAGGUUCCCAGGUGGAGGAACACAGUUUCCUCAUGGGGCUGAUGCAUAUAUUGAUCAAUUGGCUUCUGUCAUCCCAAUAGGCAAUGGAAUGGUUAGAACUGCACUGGACACUGGCUGUGGGGUUGCAAGCUGGGGUGCAUACCUAUUUAAAAGAAAUGUGAUAGCCAUGUCUUUUGCACCAAGAGACUCACAUGAAGCACAAGUUCAAUUUGCUCUCGAAAGAGGUGUCCCAGCAAUCAUCGGCGUUCUUGGAACUAUAAAGCUUCCAUAUCCUUCGAGAUCCUUUGACAUGGCUCACUGUUCUCGGUGCUUGAUACCAUGGGGCGGAAAUAAUGGAAAGUACAUGAUGGAAGUUGAUCGCGUCCUGAGACCUGGUGGCUACUGGAUUCUUUCUGGUCCUCCGAUUAACUGGAAGGCUAACUAUAAAUCAUGGCAACGUCCUAGAGAGGAACUUGAAGAGGAGCAGAAGAACAUCGAGGAGAUGGCUAAACUUCUUUGUUGGGAGAAGAAAUACGAGAAAGGUGAAACUGCUAUAUGGAGGAAGAGAGUCAAUGAAGCCUAUUGUCAAGAACGAAACUCUCAUGUUACAAUGUGUCAAUCCACAAAUGCAGAUGAUGUCUGGUACAAGCAGAUGGAAGCUUGUGCAACCCCAUAUCCGGAGACAAACAACAAAGAUGAUGUUGCUGGUGGGGAACUAAAACCAUUUCCAGAGAGACUCAAUGAUGUUCCUCCAAGAAUCGCCAGUGGGUCCAUCCCUGGAAUCUCUGUCGAGUCAUUCCUAGAGGACAACAAAUUGUGGCAGAAGCAUUUCAAAGCUUACAAGAGGGUGAAUAAGAUAAUUGACUCGGGGAGGUAUCGUAAUAUUAUGGAUAUGAAUGCAGGUCUUGGAAGUUUUGCUGCUGCACUCGAGUCUUCCAAGUCAUGGGUUAUGAACGUAAUGCCGACCAUAGCCAAGAAAGACACUCUUGGCGUGAUUUUUGAGCGAGGCUUGAUUGGCAUCUAUCAUGACUGGUGUGAAGCCUUCUCAACUUACCCAAGGACAUAUGACCUGAUUCAUGCCAACGGUCUUUUCAGCUUGUACAAAGACAAGUGUAGUUAUGAGGACAUUCUUUUAGAAAUGGACAGAAUUUUACGACCCGAGGGUAGUGUUAUAAUCCGUGACCAUGAAAAAGAAGUGAAAAAGGUGAAAAGUAUCCUUUCUGGCAUGAGAUGGAACACAAAAAUGGUGGAUCAUGAAGAUGGCCCUCUGGUCCCUGAGAAGAUACUAUUUGCUGUCAAACAGUAUUGGGUUGCAGGUGACAAUAACUCCACAUCUUCAAGAUGAUCGAUGAAGACAAUGGAUUUAAAUGUCUUUUUUUAAAAGGUAUUGUUUGUUUCUGUUAGCAACCAUUUUAAUUAUGAGAUUGAAUGUAGUUUCUUCAGAUUUAGUGGCGACUUUGGUAUAGGGUAAUUCGAGGUUCUUUGUGUAAUUUACUCUAUUGUAUUCACGCCCUUCUCAAUUUUGAUUUUAUUUAUAUCUUUCAACCAUUGUUUUUGGGGUCA
Cynara cardunculus var. scolymus (artichoke) is the source of this 2277-nucleotide messenger RNA. RefSeq names its product probable methyltransferase PMT2. The transcript is spliced from 7 exons. The record is from RefSeq and is a predicted model, not a curated record. Gene Ontology annotation, molecular function: methyltransferase activity. Lineage: Eukaryota; Viridiplantae; Streptophyta; Magnoliopsida; Asterales; Asteraceae. Gene Ontology annotation, cellular component: endosome; cytoplasm; trans-Golgi network. Bases 212 to 2059 code for a protein of 615 amino acids.